AUGGAGGGAACGCAACCAGAUCAAGCGAUCGAUACGUCUGGAUCCAGCAACGUCAUCGAUUCUUGCACGUGCAUGUGUGAGGAAAAUUCGGCAUCAGGGGGCAAUGAUUGGCGCUCCUUUCUGAACAGGUACAUGCAAAACAAACACCAGAACAAGACAGAGUGUAUGGAACAGCAUCUUGACGAGAAUGAAAUGGUAGAGACAGGAGGAUCGGAGCUGGUGAUCUGGUGCAGCCAUGGCAAGGCAGGAUGCAACAGGAAGAUCAUCGGCAUGGGAGGCAGGAAGAAACUAGGAGCGAGGAAUGGUGAGGAUGAAUGCAGGGGAUUUCGCAUAGAAUGCGGCUGA
Molecule: messenger RNA, 345 nt
Organism: Guillardia theta CCMP2712
Lineage: Eukaryota; Cryptophyceae; Pyrenomonadales; Geminigeraceae
Exons: 1
Coding region: 1-345 (114 amino acids)
Source: RefSeq, a predicted model, not a curated record